AAAAGCGUGGCGGGUGUUCCGCUGGAGUUCUCUGGUUGCGGGUUGCUUGCAAGCUGAGGUCGAUCAUUUGAGUGUCUAAACCGGAAGAAGAGUUGGUUGCAAACAAAACCAUACUUUGAGCCAUAAUGGAACAAGCUGUUCGUGGUGAAUCAAAGAGAAGCCAGGUCACAGGAACACAUUUGACAAAUGACAUUUCCAAAGCCAAGAAGUGUACAGUGAUUGGAGGCUCUGGGUUCCUGGGGCAGCACAUGGUGGAGCAGUUGCUGGCGCGAGGCUAUGCUGUCAAUGUAUUUGAUAUCCACCAAGGCUUUGAUAACCCCGAGGUGCAGUUCUUUAUAGGCGACCUUUGCAGCCAACAGGACCUGUACCCAGCUCUCAAAGGUGUAAGCACAGUUUUCCACUGUGCUUCACCCCCUCCAUACAGUAACAACAAGGAGCUCUUUUAUAGAGUGAAUUUCAUUGGCACCAAGACUGUCAUUGAAACCUGCAAAGAAGCUGGAGUUCAGAAACUCAUUUUAACCAGCAGUGCCAGUGUUGUCUUUGAGGGUGUUGACAUAAAAAAUGGAACUGAAGACCUCCCUUACGCCAUGAAGCCCAUCGACUACUACACAGAGACCAAGAUCUUGCAGGAGAGAGCAGUACUGGAUGCCAACGACCCUAAGAAGAAUUUUUUAACUGCAGCCAUUCGUCCUCAUGGCAUUUUCGGCCCAAGGGACCCCCAGUUGGUCCCAAUCCUAAUUGAUGCAGCUAGAAAGGGCAAAAUGAAGUUCAUGAUUGGAGAUGGGAAAAACCUGGUGGACUUCACCUUCGUGGAAAAUGUGGUUCAUGGACACAUCUUAGCCGCCGAGCACCUCUCCCAAGAUUCAGCUUUAGGUGGAAAGGCAUUUCACAUCACCAAUGAUGAACCAAUCCCUUUCUGGACGUUCCUGUCCCGAAUUCUGACAGGCCUCAAUUACGAGUCCCCUAAGUACCACAUCCCCUACUGGAUAGCCUAUUACCUUGCUUUCCUGCUAUCUCUACUGGUGAUGGUGGUCAGCCCUCUCAUCCAAAUCCAGCCAACUUUUACACCAAUUCGAGUGGCAUUAGCUGGAACAUUCCACUAUUACAGUUGUGAAAAAGCCAAAAAGCUCUUUGGGUACCGGCCACUGGUCACCAUGGAUGACGCUGUGGAAAGGACUGUGCAGAGUUUCCACAACCUGCGGAAGAACAAGUGAAACUCCCCAGUGCCCCACCAGUAACUUUCUCCUCUCUGUUCUAAAGAACAAAUAUCCUUAAGUGAGUUUCUUUUGACCUGUGUGUCCCUUACUGGUUAGAUGGUAGCAUACCUGACACCCUCCAUGACUUUGGAGGUGACAGCAGGAGACAUUUCUCCCAGGAUAGCAUUGAACUUCUCAGGCAGACUCAUAAUCUACUGCUUGGUCUUUUUCUCUCCCCCACCAACCUACCUGUCUCCUGAGUUCAUUAUCAAAAAGACAACACUAAAGUGAAGGCUUUGUUCAGGGUCUUAAAAAUUGAAGCAAAACCAGAAAUUUUAAACACAGUAAGACUUCAGACAUACAUUUUAUAUGAUCACAGUACAAUAGCUCGAAGUAUUGAUGAAUGUAAUCCCCAAUCCCCAAUCCUUAAGGAUAAAUCUACUGCUGGUUCCUUGCUCCCUCAUAUACUGUGUAGGUCUCUUUCAAAGAUGGUUACAAUGUCUGCCUCCAUUGUUUUCCAUAAAGCAUUUCAAUUUAUCCGCAAAA
Mus pahari (shrew mouse) is the source of this 1742-nucleotide messenger RNA. RefSeq names its product NAD(P) dependent steroid dehydrogenase-like (gene Nsdhl). Lineage: Eukaryota; Metazoa; Chordata; Mammalia; Rodentia; Muridae. Gene Ontology annotation, molecular function: 3-beta-hydroxy-Delta5-steroid dehydrogenase (NAD+) activity. The transcript is spliced from 8 exons. Gene Ontology annotation, biological process: steroid biosynthetic process. The coding region runs from base 126 to 1214 and encodes 362 amino acids. The record is from RefSeq and is a predicted model, not a curated record.